Phyllotreta striolata is the source of this 1223-nucleotide messenger RNA. The record is from the annotation of a GenBank genome assembly. Lineage: Eukaryota; Metazoa; Arthropoda; Insecta; Coleoptera; Chrysomelidae.
AGAAGACGUCAUUAAUUCAUAACCUCAAUCUUUUAACUACCUAUUACCUAUUCUUUAUGCUUUUACAUUCCCCAAGUGCAAUACCUUGAAUAAUUUGAAUUUUUAAAUGCAUUUUUUCUAAUUAGUGCUUUAAAAAUGUUUCCUUCCAGUACCCAGUGUAAAUACUGGAUGUUUAAUAGUGAAGAGGAACUCAACAGGCUAAGGCAGAAGGCCAAUGCGAAGCAUAUUCAAAUAUAUGGCCAACACACUGCUGAGAAUUCCAAAUAUGACGUUUUCCUGACUCCGGAAGAAGAGAAGAUAAUGGUAAAACGAUUCGAAUUACAUUUGAGGGAUUUUUGCAAAAGAUUUCAACCGCCUAUGCCUCGAUAUGUUGUGGGAACUGCAUUUCAUUAUUUCAAAAGAUUUUACAUAAAUAAUUCAGUCAUGAAUUACCAUCCGAAGGAAAUUAUGGUAACCUGUAUAUAUUUAGCCUGUAAAGUAGAAGAAUUCAACGUAUCUAUUCAACAAUUUGUAGCCAAUAUAAAGGGCGACAGAGAGAAGGCUACAGACAUAAUUUUAAAUAACGAAUUGCUUUUAAUGGAGCAAUUGAAUUUUAACUUAUCUAUUCACAACCCAUUCAGGCCUGUAGAAGGUUUACUCAUAGACAUUAAGACUAGAACAAAUUUACACGAUCCAGAAAGGUUGAGGCAAGGAACUGAACACUUUUUAGAAAGGUCUCUAUUGACAGACGCCAUUUUACUCUAUUCGCCCAGUCAAGUUGCCUUAGCAGCCGUAUUACAUGCUGCAUCUAAGCUUCAAGAGAACCUGGAUUCUUAUGUGACAGACACAUUGUUCGGGGAGGAUGGAAGGGAUAAAUUAACAGAUUUAAUUGAAGCUGUUAGAGCAAUUCGUUCAAUGGUUAAAAUGGCUGAUUCAACUCCUGAUAGAAACCAACAAAAAAUAUUGGAUAAGAAAUUGGACAAGUGCCGAAAUCCCGAAAAUAAUCCCGAUAGCGAAAUAUAUAAAAAACGAAUGCUGGCGAUAUUGGAUGAUGAUGACGAUUUGUAUAGAAAGGUGUCGUCGCAGAACACUAGCAUCGAUAAUUCUGCUCUCAGUAUGUCUAUACAAUCCUCUCCUCAAUAACAAUAAUUACUGGAGUAGGGAAUAACAAUAAUUACUAACUUAAAUAUGUUUUAUAAUUUCUCCUUCUGAAUGAAACAAUAUUAAUAAAUUUCUUUACCUAA